Hydractinia symbiolongicarpus is the source of this 2478-nucleotide messenger RNA. Its product is annotated as sperm-associated antigen 16 protein-like. The record is from RefSeq and is a predicted model, not a curated record. The coding region runs from base 116 to 1867 and encodes 583 amino acids. Gene Ontology annotation, cellular component: axonemal central apparatus. Gene Ontology annotation, biological process: axoneme assembly. NCBI's taxonomy places the organism in Eukaryota, Metazoa, Cnidaria, Hydrozoa, Anthoathecata, Hydractiniidae. The transcript is spliced from 18 exons. Gene Ontology annotation, molecular function: protein binding.
GAAAUUUCCAUGGAAACAGUUUAAUAUUCGAAGUAUGAAAAUGGUAGAUUAGCUGGACAGGUCAAUGAAAUUUAGUAAAAGGUCAAUUAGUUAACCUAACUGCGAAUAUUUGACGAUGGAUAACUCUCACAUAAAAGAGGAUCUGUUCUUUUUAGAAGAUGCAUCAAUUGAACCAGAUAGUGAUGAUGACUUCAAAUAUGAGGAGGUUACUACAGAUUACGUAUCUGAUAACGAAGUGGAUGAAGAUUUCGAAACUGCUUUUCGAACAUCUAAUAAAAAGGAAACCACUAGUUCAGAAGAGCUGCACAAUGAAGAUAAUGUUGAUCCAAAGGCUGAAGUGGUGGAAGAUUUCAUUCAAAACUUUCUUGCAAGAAUGGAUAUGAAGAGAACCUUCGACUGUUUUCAAACUGAAUGGGAGGAAAUAAAGAAAAAGGGUCUUUUAAAGCAAAACGAUUUGAAUGGUGUUGCUGAUUGUUAUAUAAGAAAUCAACAGUUGCACGAUGAAAUUAGUUCGUUAAAGAAAGAUCUAAAAAGAUUCCAAGAUGCUGCGCAGCGAGCAAAAGAUACACACCUUAAACUGAGAAGAGAACGCGAUCAUCAUAGAAUGCAUCAUAAAAGAGUUAUACAAGAGAAAGAUCAACUAAUUACAGACAUCAAAAGGUUGAGACAGCAUUAUCAAUUAUAUGAACCAACUUUAAAAGCACUAAGAUACAAGUAUGAGGCUGCCAUGAAGGAGAAAAUGCUGACCAAGUUAGAACGGGAUCGUGCUGUUGCGCAGAUCGAAGGCCUUCAAUCGGUGCAAUUAGUAAGUUUCGAAUGUGCCAAAGGGAAAUCUUCUGAAAAUAUACUAUCAAGUGAAAAGUCUUCCGACGGCGAAAAGGCCGGGAUUUCUCAGAAGAAUGCCAAGGAUUCGGAAUUCCCUCCAGACAAGGGUGUUAAUCCAUUUUUGUCAAAGCAACGAAUACCUUGUGUUCAUCUUACACGAAGUGGUGGGUAUAGAUUGACAAACACGAUCGAAGCACAUUCUUUAGCUGUGAGUGGGUUUGCGUUGCAUCCAAAAAAGCAGAUUUUAGCCACAGUGAGUGAUGAUAGAACAUGGAAACUGUGGUCUCUUCCAGAGGGUGACGUUGUGAUGACAGGUGAAGGACACACAGACUGGUUGUCCGAUUGUGACUUUAACCCCCUGGGUACAAAACUGGUAACAACAUCUGGUGAUACGACAGUGAAAAUAUGGGAUUUCGCCGAAGAGCGAUGCGUUGUUUCAUUUGAUGGCCACACCCAUCCUGUGUGGGGAUGUAGUUGGCACAGUGGUGGAGAUUUUGUUGCAACAUGUGCAAUGGAUGGUACUUCAAAAAUAUGGGAUCUAAACAGCUUACGUUGUCGAAGCUCACUUCGUGGUCACACUGAUUCUGUAAAUAGCAUUGAAUUCCUUCCCUUCUCCAAUACGUUAUGCACGUGCUCGGCUGACAAAACUAUCGCUAUAUGGGAUGCUCGAACGGGCUUGUCGGCUCAAACUUUGCAUGGUCACGUACAUUCAAUUAAUCAUGUUACAUUUAAUACGCAAGGAGACUCGUUAGCUUCUUGCGAUGCGUAUGGCGUUGUCAAACUUUGGGAUAUCAGAAACUCGUCUGUCUCGACAACUAUCGACAUGGGCCCUCAUCCUGUUAAUCGAGUGGCGUUUGAUCCAGGUUCAUCGGUAGUAGCUGCUGCCUCGAAUGAUGGUGUUGCCAAGAUAUACGAGAUCAGUACAGGUCACAUCACGCCUCUUUCCCCUCAUGACGAUGCCGUACAGACAGUAUUGUUCGAUCGAAAUGGUGAAUACAUGGUUUCAGGUAGCUCAGACUCGACUGUCAAAGUAUGGUCAUAAAGCUACGAUCGGCAACUGUCUCGUGCAACUUUUUAAACGAAUGCUGUUUUUUCAUUUUUUACAUAUAGCAUUUAUUAAUAGCAAGUUUUUAUUCAAAAUUGCUCAAUUUUUUCCAGCUUUUAAUAAAGUAAGAAGAAUUCCACGAAAUUAACAGUUUCAUAGUAUUGUCUGUUUAAGUCAAGUCUACAAUACUACUAAUUGAUUACUUCAAACGCAUUAAUUUUCGCGUAUUAUUUUAGGUCCUAAACAUGUGUUUCGCGUGUUUCAAAUUUUCACGUACCUGGGAACUCAAAUAGCAUCUUUGUGCGUGUUUGUUUGUUUCUAAAUCUUGCCCAUACAUUAUGAAUAAGGUAGUUUGAGGUAGAUAGUAACAACGUUUAAAAUAAUUGUCGAAAUAUAUAUUUUUACAAAAGUACCAGUUAACAAAUGAGACUUUUUCCUUACCUUUCUUAUGGACGAAAUGAAGUUAUGGAAAUAGAACAGUUAUAUAUAGUUAGAAGGAAAGCGUAGCCUUUAAACUUUAAGCCAUAUGCAAAAACGAAAAAUUCUUAAACUUAUUUCUAAGCUCUUCAAUAUUAGUUACUUCCAUGCAGUUCAAUCCAGUAAAUGAU